AUGCGAGUCCAGAAAGCCGAAAAUGUCAACAAGGCUUUGGAAUUUAUCACUUCCAGAGGCGUUAAAUUGACAAAUAUUGGGCCUGAGGACAUAAUCGACGGAAAUGUUAAGCUUAUUCUAGGAAUGAUAUGGACACUUAUUUUAAGGUUCACGAUUGCGGAUAUUAGGUUGCGAGAGGGUCUCUCGGCUAAAGAAGGUCUCCUCCUGUGGUGUCAACGAAAGACAGCAGGUUACAAGGAGGUCGACGUCCAAGACUUUGGGUACAGCUGGUCAGAUGGCUUGGCUUUAUGCGCACUUAUACAUCACCAUCGACCCGAUUUGAUCGAUUACGGUUCACUAGACAAGACCGACAAGUAUACAAACACCAAGCUCGCAUUCGAUGUCGCAGAAAAGCACCUUGGCAUUCCUCAACUCCUAGACGUAGAAGAUUUAUGUGAUGCGAACCCUCCCGACGAACGAUCGGUAAUGACCUAUAUCGCCAGUUUCUUUCACGCAUUUUCAUCAAUGGACCAACAAGAAACCGUUUCACGCCGAAUCGAGAAGUUUGCGGAUUUAAUGUAUUCAGUCUGGUUGAGCAGGAACGACUACGAGAAACGUAUGCGUGCUCUUCUGGCCGAAUGGUCUGAAAAAACUGCUACCCUCGGCUCAAAUGUUUUCGACGGUACGUACACAGAUGCAAAGCAACAACUCGUCGAAUUUCAAGCGUACAAGAAUGCAUCCAAACGCCAGUGGGUAUCGGAGAAACAAGACCUGGCAAUGCUAUAUACCAAUGUACAGACCAAGCUGAGGACUUAUGGGCUGAGGGAAUAUGUUCCUCCUGAGGGCUUGGAACUUUCGAACAUGGACGAGGCUUGGUCCGCACUUUUGGCGGCUGAAGCUACUCGUUCGAAGAGUAUCAAUGCUCAAAUUCGAGAAAUCAAGGAAUCGUUGCGUAAAAAGUUUGCAAAUGUCGCAAACAACUUUGAACGCCGACUUCGAGACCUUUCUAAUGAGCUGUCAAACUUGGACGGACCUCUUGAGGACCAACUUACAUCAGCCAAGAUAAUUCAGACCCGACUCGGCCCUUUUUCCGAAUCACUCAAAGACGUAGCAAGUACGGAACAAGAAUGCCUAGCGGCCAACGUAGAAGAAAACGAUUACACCAUUUUCACGCACCAAGAUCUACAGUUUGAGUUAGAACUUGUUAUACAGAAUGUUGUACAGAAGAUUUCGUUUAUUGAUAACCAGAUUGUGGCACGAAACAUGAGCAACCUCACUCCGGCGCAACUCGAGCAAUUUGAAAGCACGUUUAGGUACUUUGAUAGGAACGAAACUAAUACGCUCGAAUUGGCUGAGAUGACAGCCGCGCUCGCGAGUCUUGGAAUUGUCUAUUCAGAGGAAGAUUUGAUUACCAUACAUGAACAAUUGACGGAAGACUACGGCGCUGUUACUUUCGAGGCUUUUAUUAAUCUACUCGUCGAUAUAACCGAGGAUCAAACAUCUCCCGCCCAGCUCCGGGAUGCGUUCCGUGGACUAGCAGGAGACAAGCCAUUCGUAACAGAGGUCGAUCUUCGAGCCGCACUUCUUCCACCAACUGCGGUUGAAUAUCUCCAACAAGCCAUGCCCCGGCGAACUGGUUCUGACACAGAGUUUGAUUAUGAGGCCUGGUUGGAUGACGUUUUCGCAUAG
This is a messenger RNA of Rhizoctonia solani, 1668 nucleotides long. Its product is annotated as Calponin homology (CH) domain. Gene Ontology annotation, biological process: actin filament bundle assembly; actin cytoskeleton organization. The record is from RefSeq and is a predicted model, not a curated record. Bases 1 to 1668 code for a protein of 555 amino acids. Gene Ontology annotation, cellular component: cell projection; actomyosin contractile ring; cortical actin cytoskeleton. The transcript has 15 exons. NCBI's taxonomy places the organism in Eukaryota, Fungi, Basidiomycota, Agaricomycetes, Cantharellales, Ceratobasidiaceae. Gene Ontology annotation, molecular function: actin lateral binding; calcium ion binding.